GGUUUUCUUCUCGCAUGAGAACCGUUUCUGACAUCAUCUUCACUUCCUUUCUUUUCCUCUCCUUAAUUCCUACUAACCUGGCUCUGGACUCUGGAGAGGAGUAUUUCGAAAAUUACAUAACCUGCUUAUCCAUAAUUUCGACUUUAAGCAGGAGAGGUUAUCGGUAGUCCUCUCUCGCACCCGGAUGCUUGCCAAUUUAGGAGAGGUCUGCGGGCGUGGAGAAGAAGGAAAGGCCAAACACUUCAGCCUUCUGAUUUCCAUGGAAGAGAGAAAGACUUCAGAAGUGAACAGGAGCAGUAGGGGAGAGCUUUGAUCGAGGACCACCGACUUAUUGCGUCCCGCUUCUGACAAAACGAGCUAUUCCUUUCACACCGCUGUCAAAUUCCAUCAGGUUUUACUAUCCCUUGCACCUCUUAUUUAAUGAUUCAUGAGUCAGCUCUCUUAUGUUCACAAGGCUUUCACAUUUACCCACCAUCUAUCAACGUCUCCAACUUCUACUAACAUAUUCAGAGUCAUCGAAACCAAUCUUCUCUUUCUGAUUUAACCUUCUUAUGUUUCUUCCGAGCAUUCGAUUGCAAUCCAAAAAAAUUUAAUCCUUGGUUUAUUGUAAGGACAUAUAAUCUCUACCAUGUUUUCCUCUUCUAUUCACCAUAUUUUAUUGUUGAGUACUCUGGUUCUCUAAUGGCUCUAAACUGAGAAAGUCAAGAUGGGGAAUGCUUUUCCUUUUAAGUUUUUGGUUGGACAUUUUAUGAGUGGAAGCAUGAAAAGCAAUUGAAGUCUAGGGCUUUUCAAUUUUCCUGGACUCAUAUCAACCUUGCUUUUCCUUUUCAGUCCUCUUUAGGACAAUUCCGAAUUUAUCAGUGAGCUAAUAAAAUAAAGCAAAUACAUAAUAGGGACAGGAGCCAAAAAUUCACUAUUUUUUGGCUUGGGAAUAUGAUGGAAUAAAGCAAAAUGGCUUACUAAACUGAUUGCGCUUCUUUGUUGAAGCAGCAGUCAGUCCAUGCAGUUUUUGAAGCGAUUUUCACCUUGGGUCAUUCGGAAACAGUCUCUCUGCCCUUUAGUAUAGGGGUACGACUGCAUACAUCCGACCCCCCCUUACCUCACCGUAGGUGGGAGCCUUUGCAUAAUGAUGAUGAUGACAUAAUACGGAUAGGAAUAGGAAUUGGAAUCUAAAUAAGAUUAAACACAGGUUCAAAAGCAACUGAAUCAAACAAACAGCCCAUUCUUGUAUGUGUGUAUAAUCAAUUAAAGAUAAAGAAACUAACCCUUUUUGUAAGUGAAAACAUGAUCUAUGCUAGAAUAAGUAUAUAGAUGUAGCAUUUCUAACAAUAUUAGUUCCCGAAAUGAAUCGUUGUAUCUGUUAUUCUGUUUACUUUCUCCAAGAACUUUUAUGAGUAGUGGGCAGGAGACAUAACUCAUUGAAUUUUUUGAAAUAACGGAACAACAUGGAAUAUUAUCAAUGAUAUAAGGAAAUGAUCUAAAAAGGACACAGUAAGAAAACUAAAAUAUGGCUCAGAAAAUCUUCAAGGGCCAUAGUUUUGCGAGCUUAACGUCAUGAAACAUAAUUCAUUUACUUAUAGGGGUUUCCCCCCUAAAAUAUCACUUAAACAAAACAUAUAGAUAGAAAUGCAAAUAAAGUUGGUGUGAGUAUAAUGCCAUGCUCACUAUGGUGAUAUGGUCUGAAACUGAACAUAACCAUAGUAACUUCUAGAGUUCACAUAUUUGUCUAUCAACUUUAUGUUAGUAAUAUAUAAGCCAUAAUUUCUUACUUUUACUUAGUAGAGUUGAACCAUAAACUAAGAUUAAGAAGCAGUUUAAUAAAAGAUAGCUAAUUUAUUGUAAAGCAAAUCUUAAACUUAAUUCACUGUGUAGCUAGUCAUAAUAUUUUAUUCCACUUCCUUAAUUUAGGACGAUGAGCGAUCUAAUUAACAUAGAAUACAUUCAAUCUUCCGGUGGAUUGAUAGUUUUGGACAUCAAUUAUAUGAUGCUAAACAGGCUUAUUGAAAUGAGUUACUAAUGAAGUUUGCUAAAACGUGCUUUUUAUGACUUUGGGCGAUAAGUUCAAAAUAGAGCUUCUUAUUUUGAAUUGGAAAUAAUGGAUGGCAUUUGAUAUCAAAACAUAUGUGUUGUUUUUCUGGCCUCAACAACCGGCAAUGGAUUGUAAAGGUAUAGUCCCUACUAGGUGAAGGAAUUUCUGGAGGUUGCUUACUUGCUUUCAUGAACUACUUUUUUUGUUUAAAUGAUGUGCAAGACAAUUUAGUGUUGAGAUAAUAACAAUGAUGACAAGAAGAAGAAAAGGUGCAUUUUUUGCUGAAUUUGUUGUUUUGUAUAAGAAGAAAAAAGGUGCACUUUCCCCUAUAUUUAAGAAAAAAAUCACCUCUCUAAAAAUGUGCAAUGGUAGAAAUAUUUUUUUAUGUUUGUUUAGUUUUUGCACCUCUAUCUGGGAUAUGAUUUUGCAACAUAGUAAUGGCACCAAAAUAAUUCCAUUUUUAAUGUAGUUCUCUUGUUCUUUCCCCUAUAUUUAAGAAAUAAUGCACCUCUCUAAGAUGCAUUUCUUUUUCUUUAGUCCUUUGGGUAGGAUUUUAAAACAUGGCAAUAGUGACAAGAUAAAUUAUUGUUUUUUUCAUGUGUUUCUUCUCAUCUUGAGUUAAAAUUUGAAAUUUCAAUACAAUGAUGGCACGAAGAAAAUGUGCACUUUUUUAAAGAUCUUUUGUUAUCUGACUGAAAGUUUUUUAUACAAGCAUAAUGAUAGGAAUAUUCUUUUAUGUUUGUUUAGUUUUUAUCUCUUCUUGGGUUGUGAUUUUAGAACAUAGUAAUGGCAGGAAAAUAAUGCCAUUUUAAACCUCUAAAUCUCAUGUUCUUGGGGGAUAAAUUUUAAAAACACACCAUUGGAUACACAAGAGAGAUUUUAGUUUUUUGUUCUCUUAGGCUAUAUGUUUUAAAAACAUAACAGACAAGGAAGUAUGCCUAUUAUUGGCUUCUAUGCGAAUCUUUGUUGAUGCAAUAUCUUGCAAUGUUUGCACAUUUUAUAUGGUACUAAAUGAUAUUGUUGACUUCCAACAUGAAACUAACCGUGUGGUGCGAAACCUAACAGCAGGAAAUGUUUGCCACUCUACAUAGUAAAGUGGGUAAAACUUUCACUUUAGCCUUCUUUAGUCAUGAAAAUAGAUACAAAGUGAAGGGGGUGCCCAGAAAAGUAGUUAAAUUAGAAGACAAGAAUAAGAAAAGGUUCAUAUUUUGUUUAAUUUGUUGUUUUUGAUAAAAAGAGAAAAAGGUGCACUUUCCCCUAUAUUUGAGAACAAAAUGCACGUCUCCAAAAAUUAAAUUUUGAGUAUUUUAUUUAUCAACUAUUUCUACUAUUGGCCUAUAAGAUGCACUUAUUUUUCUUUAAUCCUUCAUUGGGUAUUAAUUAAAACAUGAUAAUAGCAAGAAAUCAAGGAAAAUUUUGAUAUAAUUUUCAUAUUCAAAAUAAUUUCUUAUUAAAAGAUAUCAUUGUUCAAAGUUGAUUGUCAUUGACAAAAAAAAGUCAAUUUGACGAACCUUUUCGGGACGGAGGGAGUAAUGUUUUUACUCAAUUCAUUAAAACUAUUUUUUAUAAUACAUAGUAUUUGAUUUUUUAGAGUACAUGAAUAAUGCCGAGUAAUAUUUAUCUGGUAUUCUGGUCUCGUAUAUACUUCUCCUCACUUGAAAACUAAACACAAAUACUCUUCGGCCAUUUAGAGUCCUGGUCCUGUAUCUUUAUUCUUUUAUUAUUUCUGAAUUUAUGUUGCUACUUGUGGACGAAUAUAUAGGGAAAACUGUCAAUUACGCCCUCGUACUCUGCGUGAACCAUCAAUGACGCCCUCGUACUAUGCGAAAACCCUCAAUUGAACCCGCCAAGUCUCCAAAAUCAGUCAAUUAGGUCUACAUAACUGGUUGCUUCCCAGUUUUCCAGUUGCUUGUUCACCUGGCGCUGACGUGGACGUCGCCUACCGGUCUUCCAAAGCUGAGUCAACUAAUAUUUUACACAUCACUUAACCGGUGAAGCCAUUGAAGGAAUUUAGGGGGGUUGCCGCCAUUGCCGGGAUUGUUCUUGUUCCAGACUUCUAUUGGACUUGGCGACAUCGCAGAGCACGGAAGUGUACCUUCCCGCAGCCAUCUUGGUGUCUUAGCCAUUUUCUCAACAAGCAAACUACCUCCGACACAGAGGAUCGGAAGAGUCUUCUAGAAGCGUCGAGCCUCCAGAGAAGGAGAGCCUCGUCGUCAGAGCUGCGAGGAUUUCACCUAAGGGCAUCAAGCACAAGUAGAAUGUAAAAGAUGGCGGGAGGAGGACGGCGGUGAUUAAAAGUCCCCGGCGAUGGCGGGUGCAGUCCCAGGAGGCCGGCGUACCUGGGAUCUGGGAAGGAAGAGAACGAGAGGAAAAGAAAGAAAGGAAAAGAAAAAGGAAAAAGAAUAAGAGGAAAAAAUAGCAAGGAAACGAAAAAAUUGCCAUGCGGGACUGCCACGUGGACUGCGACACGUGAAUGUAACCGGAAAACCGGCAGAUGUCCUUCUAAAUUGCUUAAUUGAGUGUUUUUUAAGUACAAGAGUUCAAUUGAGUGUUUUUAAAGUACGGAGACUUAAUUGACAUUUUGUAUUGUACGGGGCUAAAUUGACAGUUUUCCUGGAAGGUGAGGUAUAAUGUCCUUCUAAAUUGCUUAAUUGAGUGUUUUUGACAUUUUGUAUGAUGCUUUCCCGACAGAGAUGCUAGAAGGUGAGGUAUAACUCCGGCAGUUUUGGCGAUCAUCUUUAACACCUCGUAAGUGUUGUAACUUUUAUUUUUAUUCCUGAUUCAGAAAGAGCAUUUUUGAGGAUGUGAGAUAUGCAGUCUCCUAAACUGUCAGUUUUUUGUUCGGAAAUGGUUCUAUUACGGAAGCUUUGCUCAAAGGAUACACUGGGCUGAUUGAUGUUGGAGCUCAUGCGCCGGAAAUGGUGAAUCUAGCAGCUUUUGUUGGUUGUUUUUUUUGCUUCAUCAUUUUCAUUUUCAUUUACCCCAGUGCCGCAAAGGCUCCCACCUACGGUGGGGUAAGGGGGGGUCGGAUGUACGCAGUCUUACCCCUGCACUAAAGCACAGAGAGACUGUUUCCGGAUGACCCAUUAUUAUUUUGUUUUUUUGCUUGAUGCUCAUUAUUAUUUAUGAACUCAACAUGCUCUGUUUUUUAGAUUUAGUUGUUGCUGAAAUAGACUUGUGCACGGGCUUGUUGCUGAAACAGUGAGUAACAAUGACGUAGAACAACAUAACAAAUUAAAAUAAACAUUGCAUUUGCAUUGAUACGGGAAAGAAUGAACAAAAUAUUGUGUUUAUCAACACAUUUAGGUCAAACCUAUAAGGUAAAGUAUGAAAUAAGGAAGUACACAUUGUGUUGUGCACACUUAGAUUUAAUCUAAUAAGUACCUAAUAUAGAAAUGACAUAUUUGUAGAAGUGAUUAAAGAACCACUGUAGAUACUAUGUAUUAUCUUAAAAGGUUAAGUAAAAAACACAGGCCCUCCAUUAUGUUUUACACCAUCUCUCAUGCACAAUUUUUGUGUCUCUUUGCCGUUCUUUGAAGUGUUUCACCAUUCAUCUUGACUCCUACUAUGCGUUCAUCAAUGGAGCUCAAAUUAUCCGUUAGAAUGAGGCUGACAUACUACAAAUAUCUCCCUUCAUUGUUUACAUUUCCCUUGUCACAAUAGUACACGUUUUCUUUCCAUUUUUCUCGAAAUUGACGAUAAAUUGUUUUAUACUCCGUAUAAAAAAGUACGUACAAGGACCAAGUUUGUACAUACUGACCCUGGCGCAGGAAGUCUCUCCAGUUCCUUCUAACCUGAAAACUUCUUCUGGUUUAAUCUUUCAAACGAUCAAUGUAAAGCCGCCUUUCUUUGAUCCAUCAUUGUGACCUUGAACCAAGCAAAUCACUCGUUUUACUGAAUUUAAAUUCUCUGUAGGAACCCAAUCAUCUUCUUCCUUUAUCGAAUAUGGGAUUAAAUUUGUAUGCAAGAAUUUUCUAAAAGUGUGUGUGCAGGUUGUAUCCAAGAAACUGCUAAAUUGGAACUGCAUAGAAACCGCCAGAGACACAGAUUGUUGCCAUGUGUAGAGAUCAGAUAACUUCUCGUGUUUGAUUUUUAUUGUGGCAAACGUCGUGCAAGUUAUUCUUGACAUGAGAUUUACUGCUGUCAUUUUUAUUACCUAAUCAGUUUCUGCCACGUGUCAAAUGUAAUCCUAGGCUGAGACAGGUUGCACCAGACGAUCCUGUUUUUAUAUAUAUAAAGAUUAGGAGAAGUAUGGAAUUCUAUAGUAUUGGGUAAUCUCAAGGAGUGACUUAACCUCACUCUAAUGACGACAAGGAGGAACAUGAGAAGCUCCAUAGUCCAUAGCCGUGGGCCCUUGGCCACCAAAAAAGUAUUCCUUUCCUCCCCACAAAGUUCAAGAAUUGAAGCUUUUUCAGUUGAGGGGUUUUUCAAGGCCCCAGAGACUCUCACCAAAACUAAUACUAUGAUGUCAUCGAUAAAAUACCAAGCAGCUGACGAAGGUAUUGACAAGAGCAUAUACACAAUCCUGACUGUGGACCGCUGGGAAUCAUUAAACAAGAUGCGUUAUAAGAUGGCUUCACUAAGGCCAGUUCAUGGGAGGCUAACUUUGAAAUUCUUGAAAUGGUUUAUAAAACAACCAGGUUUAGAGAUUGACCACAUUAUUCACAUGCACUGUAUCACUGCCCACAUACUUAUAAGAGCACGGAUGUAUGAUUCUGCUAAGUCAAUUUUUAGUGUAUGAUGUUUUAAUAAGGGUUUAUGUGAGAGAAGGAAUGGUUAAGGAUGCUUUAGAGGCAUUCUAUUGGAUUGGUUGUCAUGGAAUAACUCCGUCGGUUCACACUUGUAACAUGAUUCUUGCAGCGAUUGCCAGGUUCCAAGAUACUACCGAGUCCGUUUGGUCAUUCUUCAAGGAAAUGCUUGCAAAAUGUAUAUGCCCCAAUCUGAAGACAUUUAACAUACUCUUGCAUGUCCUGUGCUCAACUGGAAAGCUUAAGAGAGCAAAUCAAUUGCUUAAUAUGAUGGAGGAGAGUGGAUACAUUCCUGAUGUAGUUACUUACAAUACUUUGCUAAAUUGGCUUUGCAAGAAGGGAAGAUAUAAUUCAGCAUAUGAGCUGAUUGAUCGUAUGGCUUGUAAAGGUCUUGAAGCUGAUAUUUGUACAUAUAACAUGCUUAUAGAUGAUUUAUGUAAGAACGAUAGGAGUGCAAAAGGGUAUUUGCUUUUGAAAAAUGUGAGGAAGAGAUCUGUAAUUCCAAAUGAAAUCACGUAUAACACCCUGAUCAAUGGAUUCAUGAAAGAGGGAAAGAUUGGAGUGGCGAUGAAGGUUUUUCACGAGAUGAAGAGUCUGAAUAUGUUGCCAAACCUUGUCACUUUCAAUGCUUUGAUUGACGGGCACUGUCGGGUGGGCAUGUUUGAAGAAGCUUCUGGACUUCUGGAGGAAAUUGAAGCAAGGGGAUUACAUCCCAAUGAGUUGAGCUACGGGUCUAUCUUGAAUGGGUUUUGCCGAUGUGGAAAGAUUGAUUCUGCAAGAUAUAUAUUUAAGAGGAUGAGGAAGGAUAACAUACCUCUCAAUCAUGUAUCCUACACAAUUCUAAUUCAAGGGCUAUGCAAAAGGGGGAUGAUUGAAGAAAGCCUAAAACUUUUCAAUGAAAUGGUUGGGAGUGACAUAUGCCCCGAUGUUAUUGCAUACUCAGUUCUUGUAAAUGGGCUUCUCAGAGCUAGAAGGAUAAAGCAGGCAAAAGAGAUGAUGUGUAAAAUGUACAAAAUUGGAGCUUUUCCGUAUGAAUACAUGCACCGUAACUUACUUUACAACUUCUGCAAGCAGAACAGUAUCUUCCAAACUAUGAAACUCUUCCAAGUGAUGCUGGAAAAUGGCCAUGAUGCUGACCUGUCUCUAUACAAUACACUCAUUUCUUGUCUUUGCAGAUGCGGAAAGGUACAGGAUGCAGAGGAUUUCAUGCGUCACAUGUUAAGAAUUGAUCUUGUACCCGGUUCUGCUUGUUUUGAUUCUCUGAUUUCCGGCUAUGCAAAUAUAGGAGAUAACUUCAAACUUUUAUCAUUGAUUGAUGAAAUGGCCAAAUUGGGAAACCAGCCUACCCUUUACACGUAUAAAGGGGUAUUAAAGGGACUAUGCAAAGGAGGAAACUUUACCGCGGCAGUCAAGUUGUUUGAUGGACUAUGUCAAUCUUCUCAUUCUGUCCUUGAUGUAAGUAUAUACAAUACAUUGUUAGCUGAGGCAUGUAGAUUAGGAUAUCUCCCUAUGGCAUUGGUAAUUUUUAAUGAUAUGGUGCAUAACCAUGUGAUACCUGAUGGCUAUACAUAUGCUAAUAUCAUAGCCGGAUUGUGUAGAAAUGGUAAAGUAACUUCUGCAAUUAUUUUAUUGCCGAAAGCAUUGGAAAGAGGAACAUUGCCUUCUAACCGGUUGAUGUAUACAAGUGUAAUAGAUGGGCUUUUUAAGAUGGGUUUACCAAAGGUUGCCUCUUGUUUCUUUGAUGAGAUGAUUAAGCAAGGGCUGAGACCAGAUGCUAUGGUGCUAAACACAAUGAUAGAUGGUUACUCAAUGAUUGGUCAAAUGGAUCAAGCAAAUAGAUUUUUCUCAAUCAUGAAGGUCAAUUUUUUAUCUCCCAAUAUUGAUACAUAUAAUAGCUUAUUACACGGUUAUGCAAAAUUGCAAAAUAUAUCAGAGUGCUUUGGAUUAUACUGUUCAAUUUCAAGAAACGGCCUCACCCCAGAUAUGUCAACCAGAAAAGCUUUGAUCUUUGCACUUUGUGAGUCACGUAUGUUGGAUGUUGGGGUUAAGUUUGUAAACAAAAUGAUAAUGGAAGGAGCGGUAAUAGAUAAAGCUUCAUUCAACAUGAUAAUCGCGAAAUAUAGUGAGAGGGGGGAGAUGCAGAAAGCAUUUGAUGUGGUGACUAUUAUGAACUUAGUGGGCGGUUUUCAACCAGAUGCUGAUACUUACGAAUCAAUACUUAAAGGACUAAGAAGAAUGUCUGAUUUCCAAACUUCUCGUGCCGUCUUUCAUGAAAUGCUGAAAAAUGGUUUCAGGCCGACUGAUAGACAGUACGUCAGUGUGGUUAGUGGUAUGUGUAGGGUGGGAGAUGUACAACGAGCAUUCCAGUUUAAGGAUGAAAUGGAAUCUCUCGGCAUCAGGUCCCGUGAUAUUGCUGACAGUGCUAUUGUUAGAGGUCUUGUGCGCCGUGGGAAGACGGAGGAAGCAAUGCUUGUUCUUGAUUGUAUGCUAAGAGUCCAACUUGUUCCAACCAUUGCAACGUUUACAACACUAAUCCAUGGGUUUUGCAAAGAAUCUAAAGUUUCUGAGGCUUUGAGUUUGAAAAAUGCAAUGGAAGUUCACGGGGUGCAGCCUGAUGUUGUUGUUUAUAAUGUACUAAUCACGGGCCUUUGUGUUAAUUGCGGAUUAGAUUGCGCAUUUGAUUUGUACAAGGAGAUGAAGCAAAGAGGUGUUUGGCCUAACAUUACCACAUAUGUUGUUCUUGUUAAUGCAGUUCAUUCGGAUAAUGAUCAGGGGAAGGGUGAACAACUUAUAAUGGAUCUUCAGGAAAGAGGACUGAUAGGGCACAAGCUAAGUUCAGAAGCUCCUAUACAUCAAAGAUUGACAGUUGUGAUGCAGAGGCUUAACUUAAUGAGGAAGAAAAGGACACACAGUAGUAGCAGAGAGAGAGAGGGGGUGGCAGGCUAUUAUGUAAAUAAUUGAUGCAGAGAAGAACCAUACACACUUUUGCAACUUUUGCUUCAAAUGUGCUUCAGGAUUAACCUGGUUUGCGUGGGUGCUUACCGACAAUGGAAAAUCUGAGGAGACGUAUGGUGGACUGUCAAGCAAGGUGUGAUCUGUGUGGAAGGCGAGAAGAAUCAGUGAUGCACCUUUCGUCCGGUGUCCGAUGGCUGGAGAAGCUUGGCAAUCGGUGGGUUGGAGUCUAAUUGGAGAGUUGGCCAACACGUUUUUAGAGUGGCUGCAACAAGUAUUUCAAGCUAAGAAAAUGGAAGAGUUGCAGACCUUGGUGUGGGGUUGCUGGGAAUUGUGGACUGAAAGAAACCAGAGAGUAUGGAAGGGGGCAAGGCUAAGUGCUGCUCAGCUUAUGUUCAAGGCUAAAGCUUAUGUGGAAGGAUGGAUGCAGGUGCAACAAACAACCUGCAGCAAGGAAAAGAGGGGUCUCUCAUGCAACCCUUGCUGGAAACGACCAGCAUCAGGAUGGGAAAAAAUCAACUUCAAUGCUUCUAUGGGUCGAGUGUGCUUCGAACUAGGUUGGGUUGUCCAAGACGAGUUUGGAGGGUUCUUAGCAGGAGGAGCUAAACCUUGGUGGGGUAAAUGUACUCCUUUGGAAGCUGAAUUAUUGGCAAUUAGGGAAGCUUUGACCUGGCUGAAGAACUAAACUUGAGACUCGGUGAAGGUGGAGUCAGAUUCGUCAGUGGCUAUUUCUGCUACAAGAAUACAAUUCUUCGAAUUAAUUUCCAAACAUGACAGGUUUGUGGCGGGUGCUUACCAACAAUGGAAAACCUAAUGAGACUUAUGGUGGAGUGUCAAGCAAGGUGCUUACCAACAACGGAAGAGUCAGUGAUGCACCUUUUUGUCAGGUGUCUGAUUGGAGAGUUGACCAACACGUUUUUAGAAUGGCUGCAACACGUAUUUCAAGCUAAGAGCAUGGAAGAAUUGCAGACCUUGGUGUGAGUUUGUUGGUGAUUGUGGACUGAAAGAAACAAAAGAGUAUGGAAGGGGGCGAGGCUAAGUGCUGCUCAGCUUAUGCUCAAGGCUAAAGCUUAUGUGGAAGGACGGAUGCAGACGCAACAGAGAACCUGCAACAAGGAAAUUAACGGCCUCUCGGCAACCUGUGCUGGAAACUACUGGCAGCACCCUGGAAAAAAUUAAUGUCAAUGCUUCUACGGGUGGAGUGUGCUACGGACUACGUUGGGUUGUCCGAGAUAAGUUCGUGAUGUUCUUAGCGGAAGGAGCUAAACCUUUAUGGGAUAAAUGUAUUCCUUUGGAAGCUGAACUAUUGGGGAUUAGGGAAGCUUUAAUCUGGCUGAAGAAUCAAACUUGGUAUUCGUUCUGAACUAACAAGAAUGAAUACCAUCUUUGUCUUUAACAAGAAUGAAUACCAUAAUACUAGUAUUAUAACUGUCAUAGCAAUUGGCAACUAGCUCGAGAAAACUCAACUUCAUUCCCUUUAAUUUUACUCUUCAUUAGCAAACAUUUUAACACACAACUAUGGCCGAAGUGAAUAAUGUCUAAUUCUUCUCUUCUUUGAAAAAGCUG
This is a messenger RNA of Cuscuta epithymum, 11295 nucleotides long. Lineage: Eukaryota; Viridiplantae; Streptophyta; Magnoliopsida; Solanales; Convolvulaceae. The record is from the annotation of a GenBank genome assembly.